Messenger RNA from Alternaria alternata, 963 nucleotides. Its product is annotated as WD repeat-containing protein 61. Bases 1 to 963 code for a protein of 320 amino acids. The transcript has 5 exons. Gene Ontology annotation, cellular component: Cdc73/Paf1 complex. Gene Ontology annotation, molecular function: protein binding. NCBI's taxonomy places the organism in Eukaryota, Fungi, Ascomycota, Dothideomycetes, Pleosporales, Pleosporaceae. The record is from RefSeq and is a predicted model, not a curated record.
AUGUUGCUUUCUUCGAAACAAUACCUCACCCUCCACACUGUCGACUCGGCGCAUCCCAAAGCGAGCGAUGUCUUCGCCGUAGCACCGACUAGCACACAAUUGCUCUCAGCUUCCGGCUCAAGUAGCAUCAACGUCUAUGACACCACACAGGCCGAGUUUCCUGUAAUACAAACACUCGACAAGGUGCAUCCACUCGGUAUACACCACCUCGUGACCGCGCGGGAAGAGAAGGCACGACGGGCCGCAAGCGCAGGCUUCGAAGGCAAGGUCAAAAUAUGGAGCCAGGACGAGGAUGGCGUCUGGAGUGAGGACGGAGAGAUUGUUGAUCAGAACAAGCCGGGUGAGAUAUGGGCGAUUGCACUGAGUGCAGAUGGCCAGUACCUCGCGAGCACCAGCAUAAACGGCAAGAUUAACGUCUGGAGUCUGAACAAAGAAGAAGGAAUGCCUCGGAUACGCGAGUAUGAGACCAAAGGCAGCUUUGGGCUCUGCGUAGAUCUGAGCCGCGAUGGUACCUUCACAGCCUCCGGUCACGAAAACGGGUCCAUAUACGUCUUUAAUAAUGAAACUGGUCGUCUUGCACACUCCUUGGCCGGUCUCGUACACCCAGUCCGCAGCGUAGCCUUCUCCCCAGCAUCCAAACUCCUAGCUGCGGGAGGCGAUGCUCGAAUCAUCGCACUCUACGACGUCACAUCAGGCGAACAAGUCGCAAACUUCACCGGACAUGGCGGCUGGGUACUCAGUUUGGAUUGGAGCGACACAGGCGAAUAUUUAUUAUCAGGAUCUCACGACUCAAAGGCAAAAGUAUGGCGCAUAGAAACACGGUCAUGCGUUGCCACGCAUUCUCACGGCGAUAAACCUCUCUGGAGUGCAAGAUGGCUGCCAAAGUCACCUAUGAAGAGUGAGAUGUUUGCACUGGCUGGAGGGAACAACUCAAUCAGCUUUUACCGUGAAGCAGCAGGUUGA